UCCCGGGGCAACAGAGGAGUAACACACUAGCUCAUGACAUACCGAGUCAUUCUCGUCCCUUAGAUCACACGUGAUGCUGGACAAGUGUUAGAAUGACUCCGCUGGGUAUAUAUGUGUGUGAGUAGAGCAGUACAGAUGCCAACGCAGUCUUUUUCUCAGACCUCUAGCUCACUUUCUGUUGAGAACAGAAAUACAGCUGCCCAUUGUUGAGUGCUCAGGUCAUCAAUCUAGACUUGUUUGUUAGGGUGGAGCUUCAGGCUUUUGCAGUUUCAACAUCCUUUCCCUUCAUUCGGACCUUAUUUCCUAAGAUAUGGAGGAACAAAAUAAAAUAUUAUCCCGUCCCAUUUUCCGCCGAGAUGUGAGCUGGGAUCCUUUCCCAAACUGGACGCAGCCGAGUCGAAUCUUCACGCAGGACUUUGGCCUUCCUCCUUUCCUGGACCCUGGUGAUCUGGACUGGAUUGACUGGUCCAAGAAGAGACUGGCAUCUUUCUCCUGGCCCGGGUACGCACAAACUCCCCUUCUGCCUCCAUUCAGUGGCCAGCACCAUGCGGCGUUGAACCAAAAGGGCCCGAGAGAACUAGCAAGUGGAGUGUCAGAGAUCCAAACAGGGCAGGACAGCUGGAAGAUCAACCUGGACGUCAAUCACUUCUCGCCUGAGGAAAUUACAAUCACAACCAAGGAGGGUUAUUUGCAAAUAUCAGGAAAUCAUGAAGAAAAGCAGGAUGAACAUGGAUCUGUUUCAAGGUGCUUCACCCGGAAAUACAAGCUGCCAAAGGGAGUGGACUCGCAACACAUCAGCUCUUCGCUGUCCGGUGAUGGAGUUCUGUCCGUAGAGGCCCCCGCUCCAGGGACAUCCAUCAGCAACCCACCCAAUGAGGUUGUGAUACCAGUUCAGAUCAAACAGACGCAGGACGGUGAAAAGUGAAACCAGUAAGCAAGAAUUUGAAACGACAAUCGGAUGUUGCCCAGGUUGCGUAUAGCAACUUUUGCAGCACUGGCAUGAAAGAAGGCAGAACUAGUCUGUUGUAGUGUUUUCCUGCUAUAAACCACUGAUAUUGCAAUGUCAACGGUACAAUAUCAUUACGUUUGGUUUCACAAUUAAAUGCAAACUCAUCAAUAUAAUACAGAAUCAACUCUGAAAAUAAGGAAUUAUUUUCGUUUGUCAUCGCUUAUAAAUGGAUUAGCAUGACCGUGUAGUCCUAACAACAUACCAUCAUGUUUUCAUGCUCUUAUAAUAUCUGAAUUAUAUGAAAAAAUACAAGCUAGGAGUUGUAGGACAAUUAACUAUUUAUAUCCAAACAGCUUAUUUACUUUAUAACAAAAAGGUCACGUUGUGCUUCUGUGUAACAUGGCAAGAUAAUUAAUAAUUGAUUUGGUUUGAUUUUAUUUUGCUUGUGAAGAAAAGAAACAUUGCAAAAAGCUGUAACAUAGAUUCAUUUUGUGUGCUUGUCCUGAAAGUUGUACAUUGAUGUAUUGAUUAACCAGCCUAAUAAAGCUGUCCGAAUAUAUCUGCCAAAAAUGUAUUAAACAGCUUCUGCCAUAUAAAUAAAACAUUUUAAUUGUA
Anarrhichthys ocellatus (wolf-eel) is the source of this 1564-nucleotide messenger RNA. Its product is annotated as heat shock protein beta-1-like. Lineage: Eukaryota; Metazoa; Chordata; Actinopteri; Perciformes; Anarhichadidae. The coding region runs from base 311 to 925 and encodes 204 amino acids. The transcript is spliced from 3 exons. Gene Ontology annotation, biological process: protein refolding; response to heat; negative regulation of apoptotic process. The record is from RefSeq and is a predicted model, not a curated record. Gene Ontology annotation, cellular component: nucleus; cytoplasm.